This is a messenger RNA of Triticum urartu, 771 nucleotides long. NCBI's taxonomy places the organism in Eukaryota, Viridiplantae, Streptophyta, Magnoliopsida, Poales, Poaceae. The record is from RefSeq and is a predicted model, not a curated record.
AAGACAAAAGAUCAAUCAACAAGGCCGGCAAUUAAGAAAGGAGCAAAUGAGCCCGAUGCUGAGAGAGUAGCAAAGCAAAGCAGCAGGAAGGGAAUGGCCGGCUGCGGAGGGGAGCUGAAGCUGGUGGGCAUGUGGGCGAGCCCGUUCGUGGUGCGGGUGCAGAUCGCGCUCCGCCUCAAGGGCCUCACCUACCAGUACGUGGAGGAGGACCUGCAGAACAAGAGCGAGCUGCUCCUCAGGUCCAACCCUGUCCACGGCGGCAAGGUGCCGGUGCUCAUCCACAACGGCAAGCCUGUCUGCGAGUCGUCCGUCAUCCUGCGGUACAUCGACGAGGCCUUCUCCGGCGCCGGGCCCUCCUCCCCGCCGACGACCCUUACGGCCAAGCCGUCGCUCUCUCGUGGGCCGCUUUCAUUGACGACACGGUAGGACGGGCGAGAAGAAGGACGAGGAGAGGAAGAAGACGGCCGUGGCCAUGGAAACCUUGGAGGGGGUGUUGAGGGAGUCCAAGGCGAGGUUCUUCAGCAGGAGGGACGGCCCCGGCUACCUGGAGAGAUUUAACCCAACAAACUCCCCCUCCCGACAUCAUGGGGGUCUCACUACCCCUCCCGACAUCAUGGAGGGUCUCACUACCUUCCGGCAGCCAUGCCAGGGAGCCGGCGGCAUACUUCGAGCUUCUUUCUUGUCGCCACUUUAGUCAACAUAUCAGCCCCAUUGUUAUCGGUGUGAACCUUCUCAAGUUGCAUUUGCUUGGAAUACAACACAUCUCGAAUC